UAAUUUUCCCCCUUUUCUCUCUUAUAUAUCACUUUCAAUUUAAUCAUGAAAUUUGGCGAAGAGUUGGAAAAUAAUAUCUAUGAGCCAUGGAGGUCUGAAUAUGUUGCAUAUAAUGACAUUAAACUUGAUAUGAGAGAACGUCAAGAUGACCAUAAAUGGAACGAUAUGGACGAGGACGACUUCGAAACCGCCUUACGAUCAGAAGCAGACAAAGUUGAUAAUUUCAUCACUAGGAAACAACGAGAGAUAGAGUCACGUUUAGCUUACUGUGAACGGUCUUUAACUCAACAAAGCAAAAACAUUACACCAUCCGUCGCACGCAAUUUGUUUGAUACAACCGACGAUACUCUGACCGAAAUUCUAAUGGAUCUUAACGAUCUUUCAAAAUUUACUCGUUACAAUUUCUUGGCUAUUCAAAAAUUAAUCAAAAAGCAUGACAAAUAUACUGAUUAUAACAACCAACUCUUAUUCGUUGACAUCAUUCGCUCUAAAUCCCUAGACAGACAACGGUUUGAUGUGGCUUUAGUGAAGAUUUCCACUUUACAUGACAUAUGUAGCUUACGUGGUGAAGUACGCCAAGGAAAUUCUGCUGCUGGUUUGGACCAAAAUGACUUUGAACGUGCAACUGCAAAAUACUGGAUCCAUCCUGAUAAUGUGACUGAACUGAAAGCUAUUUUACUUUUCCAUUUACCUGUACUUGUAUUUAAUCCUGAGAAACCAAUAGAACCUGCAGAUAGCGCUAUUUCAAGUGUUUAUUUUGAUAAUCCGAAUUUCGAUCUUUACCAAGGUCGUCUUCAACGCGAUGAAAGUGCCGAAGCUAUUCGUUUUCGUUGGUAUGGUCCCAUGGAAUCUAAUAGUAUCUUUAUCGAGCGUAAAACCCAUCACGCUCCUUGGUUGAACGGUGCUUCCGUCAAGGACAGAUUUCGGUUAAAUGCUGACAAGGUGGAUGAUUUUAUUGACGGAACUUAUACUGCCGAAAAGUAUGCUGAUGACUUAAAAGCAAAAGGCGCUACUGAAGAUGUUGUCAAAGCAAAUUACUUCAUUGCAUCUGGUGUUCAAAAAUCUAUUAGUGAGAAAAGCCUCGAACCCAUCAUGCGUGUGUUUUAUAAUCGUACAGCUUUUCAAAUUCCCGGUGAUCAAAGACUUCGUCUAUCUCUUGAUACUGACAUGACUUUUGUCCGUGAAGACGGCAAGGCUGAAAGGAGAAAGGGUUCAUGGCGUCGCCCUGAUAUGGGUAUUAAUUAUCCGUUUGAUAACUUGAACCCUGCCGAGGUUUACAAAUUCCCUUAUGCUGUGCUUGAAACCAAAUUACAAACCCAUCUAGGCCAAGAACCCCCACAAUGGUUAACCCGUUUGUUAGAAUCACGUUUAGUCUAUGAAGUACCUCGCUUCUCAAAAUUUUUACAAGGUGCUGCCUUUUUUUGGAACCCCCGUCUUCCCUUGUUACCUUGGUGGCUCAGUCAAUUAGAAUUGGACAUCCGCAACGCUAAAAUUCCCACUGGUAACUUUAGUGGAUUGUCAAGAAGUAAGAGUUUGAAGCCUUUAAUCGAUGGCAAGUAUCGUAUGGGUUAUCUUGAAUCUCAGCUCGAACGUAGUUCUACGUUGAAACGUGUCGAAAGUACUACCAAAAAGCCUCUCUUGACUCGCAAUGCCUCCAAACGAUCCAGUAAAAUGCCUCGUUCUGCUGAAACCGGAAAUCUCGGAAGAAAGCUUACAUUAACUCGUUCGACAACGCCAGGAACUAUGAAUGGAGCUAGCAAUUCGCCUGUUUCUCAAACUGGUUCACACCGUAGUGGCAAUCCUUUCGACGACCCUAUCUGGUCUCAACAUGAUAUCUCGUACGACACACCUAGUGGAUUAGCAGGUCGGAACUCGGUAGCAGGAUCCGGUUCAACGUCUCGUUUGCGCAGUAUGACUCCUGAUGGUAGACGGACAAAUGACUUAUUCGACACUUCAUCGACAGAGUUUCUCAUGGGAGGCAAACAAACCCCUCGCUCAUCAUAUGCUCAAAACGAAAAGAGCGGCAAAAUUAGCGAUUCUCGUUUAAAUUCUUACUUUGAUGAAAACUUGGAAGCCGGUAACGGGGGAUAUGAUUCUGAGGAAGAAGCCGCUGAAAGGAAAAGAAUCAAGAAAGAAAAGAAGAAGGCAUUGAAGGAGAAAGAAGGCGGUGCAACAAUAGAACCCAAGAUCUACUUUGCAAAUGAACGUACUUUCAUUCAAUGGCUUCAUUUUGCUGCUUUGCUUUUAUCCGUUGCGUUGACGCUCAUGAAUUUCGGUGAUCAUAUCAACAAAAUUGUCGGUGCCGUCUUCUUUGGUAUCGCCUUCAUCUUUUCCAUUUAUGCUAUCGCGUUUUACAGAUGGCGUGCAUGGCGUAUCACUAAUAAACCACAUCUCCGUUACGAUGAUAUGUUCGGUCCCGUAUUCUUAUGUAUCCUUUUACUUGGUGCAUUGAUCACCAAUUUUGCUUUGAGAUACAACUCUCCUCCAGAAAAUACGACAUUUUUGGGUGUUGGCAAUAGUACAUCUACAGCUUCUGUUGCUGCUGCUACUCCUGCUGCUCCUGCUGCUACUGAUGUCGGUCUCUAAACAACAAACAAACAACAAAACACACAUGCACAUACACCAUACAAAUUGUAUACAUUUAAUUCAUACCCUAAACGAUAAUUUCUAUAAUAAGAGGUUACACGUUUACAAUAAAUAUUAUAUAUUUUACUAUCGGAGUAGUACUUCCCAUGGUUGGGAUGAUCCAUGUUUUGAAUAAUUAUGUGAUGUGAAACCCAUCGGUUUUUGAAUUAAG
This is a messenger RNA of Mucor mucedo, 2797 nucleotides long. RefSeq names its product VTC domain-containing protein. The record is from RefSeq and is a predicted model, not a curated record. The transcript is spliced from 2 exons. NCBI's taxonomy places the organism in Eukaryota, Fungi, Mucoromycota, Mucoromycetes, Mucorales, Mucoraceae. The coding region runs from base 46 to 2586 and encodes 846 amino acids.